AUGGCGAGGAGCUUCAGUGAAGUUAUGGCGGCUAGUACUAUUCAUGAGGAAACUCACUGCGGCGAGGGAACAUAUGACUGGCAGCAACUUCGUGGCGAGCAAACGUUCACAGUGACAAAAGACCACGACGAGUUAGAUGACGACUCAUGUUCACCUCUUUUGCUCACGGUCACCAUGGGAGUUCGUACAAAAACAUGCUUGGUGGCGAGGAACACCGUGACGCUGGGCGAAGAGAGAGCAGCGAGGAACACUGUGACAGCUACAGAAAAGGCGAGAGGGAAACGGCAAGAAGAUCACAGUUGUGCUUCGUAUGCGGUUGGUGGGAGGUGGUCGCCCUGCAAGCUCACGGACACCAGUGUGUGGGCCUCCGGAACUAAGAGAAACAGUACUACAACUCGAAUUGUCAUCGUCGUUGUGCCCACUCUUGUUGGUAUCAUACUGGUCAUCAGUAUUAUUUAUGCAUUUUUAAGAGUGAGGAAGCGCAAGGAUCAUUUUGAAACCAUGGAUGAAAUGGGAAACGAGGAAUCCUUGCAAUUCGAUUUCGACGUUAUUAGAGCUGCCACAUGCGAAUUUUCUGAUGCAAAUAAGGUUGGAAAAGGUGGAUUUGGGCCCGUUUAUGAGGGUAAGCUUCCCAAUGGACAAGAGAAAGCAGUAAAAAGACUUUCGAGAACCUCAGGACAAGGAAAUUUGGAAUUCACGAAUGAGGUUGUAUUAGUGGCCAAGCUCCAACACCGAAAUCUAGUAAGGCUCCUUGGAUUUUGCUUGGAAGGGAAUGAACGACUUCUUGUGUAUGAGUUCGUACCUAACAGCAGCCUUGAUCGCUACAUAUUUGAUAUAGAAAUGAAUCCUAAGAUUUCAGAUUUCGGCAUGGCAAGGAUGUGUGUAUUGGAUCAGACUGAAGGCAGUACAAACAGAAUUGUGGGGACCUAUGGAUAUAUGGCACCGGAAUAUGCAAUGCUUGGGCGAUUCUCGGUCAAGUCAGAUGUCUUUAGUUUUGGUGUGCUGAUGCUGGAGCUCGUAAGUGGUCAAAAAAUUACUUCUUUCCGUGAAGGGGAGAACAUAGAGUGCCUUCUAAGCUAUGCUUGGAAAAACUGGAGAGAGGGGACAGCUGCGAAUCUCAUAGAUCUCACAUUGAGGAGUGCUCCACUGAGCGAAAUCAUACGAUGUAUUCACAUUGGAUUGUUGUGUGUUCAAGCAAAUAUUGCCGACAGACUAGACAUGGCUACAGUUGUUCUCUUGCUUAAUAGCAAUUCCAUUGCUCUCCCUUUGCCCACACAGCCCGCAAGUUCUAUGCAAAAUGGGGUUCCAUUAGCCACAUCAAUGAAACUGGACACUGAUUGCAGGCCAGUGAGUCAGUACGAGGUUUCGAUUACGGAGUUAGAUCCUAGGUAGUGUUUUGUGGGUGUGGCCACGGUGUACGUGUUUUGUGCAAAUUUCACUUGCUAUUAUAUAUGAUUCAUUUGAUGCUUUAAGGUUGUAGUCUUCUCCGACUCUUGAUUCAAUAGCUAUGAUUCAUCUGAUGUGCUUGCACCAAGAACCUAAAUCCAACCAAUAUACAAAGAAUUACCAAGUCAAAA
Juglans microcarpa x Juglans regia is the source of this 1577-nucleotide messenger RNA. Its product is annotated as putative receptor-like protein kinase At4g00960. The transcript has 9 exons. Bases 1 to 1392 code for a protein of 463 amino acids. Lineage: Eukaryota; Viridiplantae; Streptophyta; Magnoliopsida; Fagales; Juglandaceae. The record is from RefSeq and is a predicted model, not a curated record. Gene Ontology annotation, biological process: protein phosphorylation. Gene Ontology annotation, molecular function: ATP binding; protein kinase activity.